Molecule: messenger RNA, 866 nt
Organism: Schistosoma guineensis
Lineage: Eukaryota; Metazoa; Platyhelminthes; Trematoda; Strigeidida; Schistosomatidae
Source: the annotation of a GenBank genome assembly
AAGCGGGUUAACUAAACACUGGCGGGUUUUGUGUUUGUAUGGAUUGUUAUAAUAAUUGUUUGUUUAUGGAGUGUACAGAAAUUUGAUAGCGAUGUCCAGUGAUACACGAAGAGAUUUGCUUCUCGGUAUCGAUAGUAUGAUUACCAAAUUACUCACUGCUAUUCGAUUUGAACGCAGGAUAUAUGAUAAUUCUUUUCAUGAAGUUGGAAGUUCACCUGAGAUUUUCCAAGAAAAAAGAUCUCCAUCAACGACAUUUUGUAAAGCUACACAAACUGUACAAACAUUUCCAGUAUCUUCCGAUAUAUGUGAUCCACCAAAUAAUUUGAGGUUAAACAAAGACUUCGUCUCAAAGUAUGCAUCAUCCGGUUUUACUUCAUCUGGACAUCGAUCAUGUGGCUCAUCGAUAGCGCAUCGUUGUGAGGAAGAUAUCAGCAAUCACUUUACAAUAAUGUGUCCCUCACAUCCGAGCUUAUCAUGCUCAUGCAGUUGCAAACUAUAUCAGAAUAAGUAUUGUUCCACUCCUAAGUGCAAUAAUGUUGAUCUUAGUCGAACCGGUUAUAUAACAACUCACUCUAACCAUAUUAUAUCAGCAGAUGUUAAAGAUUCUCGCAACGAACGUCGAACGUCUUCCACAAGUGGUUGUUCCACUGCUUGCUCUUGUCAAAGACAUGCAUGUGGUUUCGCCACUCCAAAGUAUCCCUCUGAGUUGUUUCCUAAUAAAUCUGAUUGCUCUUGCUCUUGUCAUAUGCAUGUCUUAUCAAAACUCUCUUAAUGUUAUCUCAUAAAAUGCAUUUGUACAGAAAAACUUUGUAUUUUGUAAAUUUGUGCUAUUUUAUUUUUCCCUAAACUUGUUUUAUUGAAAUUUG